Messenger RNA from Penaeus indicus, 576 nucleotides. RefSeq lists its product as uncharacterized. Lineage: Eukaryota; Metazoa; Arthropoda; Malacostraca; Decapoda; Penaeidae. Bases 22 to 531 code for a protein of 169 amino acids. The transcript is spliced from 2 exons. The record is from RefSeq and is a predicted model, not a curated record.
AGUGAACUCCAAAGGCUCGCCAUGAUCGGGACGCAAGAUGGCGCCCCCAACUCCAAGGCCAACCUCACCUCCUCCACCACCUCCUCCUCUUCCUCUUCCUCCUCCUCGUCCCCCUCCAAGCACGUGGGCAGGUCCUCCUCGGUGCCCACGGAGAGGCCGCCCUUGAGCCACACCUCCUCCCCCUCGGAGGCCUCGGGCGACUUCCACCACAAGCUCUCCUCCUCGACCUCCUCCUUGCACACCUCUUCGCCCUCGCACCUCGUGAAGUCAGCCUCCACCUCCACCCUCACCUCCGCCUCCAACACCAAAACCUCGGCCACCUCCUCCACCGUGUCGAGUGGCGGCGGGCCCCAGCAGCGCGCGCGAGGGGGCGGCGGCGCGGCCAAGAAGGACGCGCCGGCCGGAGACAAGGACAAGGGAGAACUCUACGAAAAAGGUGAGGUUUGGGUCCUGCGCCGCCUCUGUCGCCGGCGCGGGACGGGCAGGUGUCCGGCCGGAGGAGGGCGCCGCGCUGUGUGCUGCCACGAGUAAGUCUGGCGAUUUCGGGUUGACUUGCUCGGGAUUUUUUGCCGAAAU